AUGGAGUUCCAUGGAGAGAGAAACAACCAAUGGACUUUCAUGGACGAUGAGAGAAAGAGCAUCAACUUGCCUCGGAGACUCUCUUUUGGUAACCACCAUCACCACCACCACCACCACCACCACCAAAACUCGCCCGAGCGCGGCGGCAUUCACUUUGCUCCCGCAAGGCCCUCUGCUGCUACGGCUACGUCUGUUCCGACUCAGCACCUGCCUCAGCGGCCAACGAGCCCCGAGCGGACAGCUGAGACUCCAUGGACGCUCUCUCCUGUUCGGACCUCUCCAACUCAGCCACUUCUUUAUCAUUGCAUAGCGUCUCUUCAUCGCCAUGAAGGUAACAUUUUCUCUAUUGCUCUCUGUAAAGAUUUCAUAUUCACUGGCUCCGAGAGUAGUCGUAUUCAUGCAUGGAAACAGCCAGAUUGCACCGAAAUGGGAUAUAUAAAGGCCAAUUCUGGUCAUGUUCGUGCCAUUUUAGCCUACGGAAAAUUGCUCUUCACAACUCAUGGUGACUUCAAGAUUCGAGUUUGGGACGUUUCUGAAAGGGAGAGUUUUAGGCCUAAAAAGAUCACGACUUUACCUCAGAGGAGCCCUUUAAUGCUGUUCUCCAAAAAGAAUGUUCUACAACACAGGGAGUACAUAUCUUGCAUAGCUUAUAACCACGAUGACAAGCUUUUAUAUACAGGGUCUUGGGACAAAACGGUCAAAGCUUGGAAGAUCAAUGAAAAGCGUUGUGUUGACUCGUUUGUGGCACAUGAAGGUCAUAUAAAUGCAAUCGUUAUAAACCAUGAAGAUGGGUGUGUUUUCACUUGCUCAUCUGACGGCUCGGUGAAAAUCUGGAGAAGGGUUUUUGGAGAAAGUUCUCAUAUUUUGACAAUGACACUUAAGUUCCAACUUUCUCCUGUUAACGCCUUGGCUUUGAGCUUGUCACCAGGGACUUGUCUUCUAUACUCUGGUUCCUCAGAUGGGAUCAUAAACUUUUGGGAAAAAGAGAAGACCUCAGGGAGAUACAACCAUGGAGGCUUUAUGCAAGGUCAUCAUUUUGCUGUUCUCUGUCUGCUUGCCAUAGGAGAGUUGGUCUUUAGUGGCUCUGAGGAUGCGACUAUUCGAGUUUGGAGAAGAGAAGGGAAUUGCUUCCAUUCUUGUCUUGCAGUCAUUGAAGGUCACCAUGGACCAGUGAGAUGUUUGGCAGUUUCUCUAGAAACAGAGAGCGGAGUAAAGGGAUUGUUGGUUUAUAGUGCAAGUUUGGACCAGACUUUCAAGGUAUGGAGAGUUAAAGUUUUCCCUUCUGAAAAGGCAAGCUUAGAAGAGCCAACAAUUGAUCCACAACGAGAAAUUGUUGACGAUAUAAGUCCGGUUUUGAGUCCAGUAUUGUCACCAUCUUGGGUGGAGAAAAAGCUUCAAGGCAACCAUUUUUAG
Molecule: messenger RNA, 1413 nt
Organism: Humulus lupulus (European hop)
Lineage: Eukaryota; Viridiplantae; Streptophyta; Magnoliopsida; Rosales; Cannabaceae
Product: protein JINGUBANG-like
Exons: 1
Coding region: 1-1413 (470 amino acids)
Molecular function (GO): protein binding
Source: RefSeq, a predicted model, not a curated record